Molecule: messenger RNA, 6311 nt
Organism: Ostrinia furnacalis (Asian corn borer)
Lineage: Eukaryota; Metazoa; Arthropoda; Insecta; Lepidoptera; Crambidae
Product: zinc finger protein 98-like
Exons: 3
Coding region: 171-2504 (777 amino acids)
Source: RefSeq, a predicted model, not a curated record
GGUUGCCGAUUUGUAUUGUUGUGUAUGAUAUCUUGUUUUUUGCGAAUAACUUCAUCACAAAGCUGUUUAAAUUAGUAAUUUCCUCACAAAUGUAUUAUUAACUAUAGAUGGAGUGUAAGAAAAAGGAUAAUUACUAUUGAUUUCGUAGCGGUACUUGGUAAAGAGACAACAUGGAGCAACUUAAUUCAGUACCAGAUGCUCUUGAAAACAAUGUAGAACAUAAAGAACCGCUGGACAUAAAAUCCGAACCAGAUGUAAAUUUAACUCACCAAGAAAAUGUUAUGGUUAGGAUCAAAAUUGAGGAGCAGGCUCUCCUUGAACAAACAAAUGAAUCUAAUAUGUAUUCCGAUCCAUCCUUUGAUAUGGGACACCUACAGGUUAAGGAAGAAGUUUCGAUGGAACAUGUCCCUAAUAACUAUGAGAAUGCAAAAACAAAUGAAGAGAGUCACAUUGCAAAUGGAAUAUCUGAUAGUGCAAAUAAAGAUAUUACAAAUGCAGAAAAUACAGAGCUUGAAUCAAAUGCAGAUGUUAAAAACGAAAUGAUAAUGAGCGAGGACUCCCUAGUUUCGUACGAUUACCCAAGUUUUGAUGACUCGGUGAGCAUGGACAGCAAUGACAUUGCUGCUUUGGGUAACGUAGAAACAUGUCUGCAGGAAGAAAUACAUAUUAAGCCUGAAUGUCUUGAUGGUGCUGAGGACACACACAGAGAAGAAUAUCACAACAUAAAACAAGAAACUGAUGCUGUGACAGAAACACAUUUAAUAUCAAAUAAACUUAUCAACACCACGUCAACAGUCACCAAUCCACAAGAUGGAAUGAUUGAAUCUCACACCACUAAGACCUUAGUCAUGGAAAUAUUGCCUGUACCUCAUGGAGAGGUAAACAUUUCCAAAAUAGGGAAUCCAGAAGAAAUCCUACCCACAGUAUACAACGAUAUGGACUGUGAAGACAUGUUCCAAUUAAAUUCUAUUACGGGAAAUGUGUUAUCAUUGGAACAAGAAGCAUACGGUUUGUUGAAAGCCAAGAAAUCUCAGAAUCACAAGGGCGUUAUGCAUCCAUGUCUAAAAUGUACGAAGGAAUAUAAAACUGCUGCUUUGUUAAAAAGACACAUGUCCAUUCAUAGUACAAUCGAAAAAAGAGCUAUGGGCUUCAUCAAAGGACAGCUAACUAAGAAAGCAAAUCGUAAAAAACAUUUCCAGGAAAUAGAAAUGGAAAGUGAAAUGAUUACCUUGGAGACGAUAAAAGCUGAACAAUGUGAUUUAGAUGUAAAGCCAGAAAUCAAGAAGGAAGAUUAUGAAUGUACCUGUGGCAAACUGUUUCAAAGAAGAAGCAGAAUGGAGACAUGUCUACGUUCUCACAAUGAGUAUGCCGAUGCUAACCCAAGCCACCAAUGUUCUACUUGCUUGAAAUACUUUAGUGACAAGAACGAUUUAGCUACUCACCGAAAAAGAGCGCAUACUAAGAAAUUUCACUGUAAAUUUUGUCCUACAGACUACAACACAAGGAAAGAGCUAUUUAAACAUUUGCAGGCACAUCAAAAGGUUCAGUUGAUGGAGUAUAAAGUGAUAUCUGAAGUUGUGUUGGGUAAACAAAAGUUGCGAUGUUUUAUGUGUGGGAAAAGCUAUGUUGACCUAUCAGAAUUGAAAUGUCAUGUUAUGGAGGAUCACACCAGUCCGUACAGCUGUAUGCAUUGCAAGAAUACAUUUGCAAAGAUUAUCGAAUUUGGUGAUCACAUGAAGACUUACCAUCCGGAUGUAGAAGGGCAGUCAGUUUUGGACGUCCUCGAGGCAUUUUCUUUGUUAGUGAAAGCUUGGAAGUGCGAGGAAUGUGGCUUACAAUUUCACGAAGCAGACAAGCUCGCCUUGCAUCAGAUAGAGAAACACAGUCCUGAUAUUAAAGCUGAUCCACAGUUUCAGUGUGAGGAUUGUAGAAGAGUUUUUAUUAGUCAAAAAGGUCUUACGUCUCAUAGACGGGUGCAUCACAGUGAGGCGGUUGAAGAAACCGAGCCGACCAUAAAAGGCACAAUGUGUUUGGAAUGCAGAAAGAUCUGUAAAGACAUGGAUGCUUUGACAUCACAUAUGAGGCUACAUUCCCCGGAUAGGAAAUACCCUUGCAAGUUCUGCGAUUUCCGGUUUUCGACGCCUGAAAAGAGAAAAUCUCAUGCGGAGUUGCACACAGGGGAUAUGAAGUAUGUGUGCUUUAUUUGUGAGUACCAGUGCAGUUCGGAAAAUCGGUUGAAGCAUCACAAAGCUUCUGUGAAGCAUUUGAAUAUGAAGCAGUAUUUGGCUUCUGGGGUGGCAUUUGCACAAGAACAGUCAACAACUGAAAAGUCACAGCCAGAGAGCGAAGUCAAAGGGAAUGACAUUCAAAGCAGUGAAACGGUGCCUUGCGAUGUCUGUGGAGACAGUUUUCCCUCGGAGAGGGAGAUGUUAGACCAUAAACAAACGCACCCAUUUAUAGAGUUCCCAAACGAAGAUAAACCCACAAGAAUAUUUUUCAAAUAAACCACUCUUGCCUAACUUAAGUGUUAACACGUAUUUAAUAUGUACAAAAUAGGUUAAGGUUAGUAACUUGUAUUACAAAGAUGCAUAUUUUAGAGGUAUUGGUACAGAGGUAUAUUUAAAAAGCAUAUAUUAUUAAGAGGUAUUUAAGCAAGAAGAGGUUUUGUUUUUAGAAGGUUUUUAUUGGUUUAUGUUUGAUAACAAUUUUUGUGUUUAAAACCGUUUGUACCCAAAUCCAAUAUUCUAAACUUUAUUAGUAAAGAAUAAGUUAGAUCAAAAAGGAACCAUCAAUGGUGAAAACGGGCAUAAGACUGAAUUUUCGAAGUAUUUAGCGAUUAUUUUAUUUUAUAUUUCGAUUUGAUGGCUAUGAUUUCGUAUUCGAAUUGAAUUUUUGAUUUUUAUAAAACGUAACAAGAUGCAAUAUUACAAGCGAUUCUAUGUACGUUCGGUGUUUCAUAAACCCAGUAUGUACUAAAAUGUAACUAUUACUUUUAUAUAAAGUUUUUUCUAUCCACAUUCGGUUUUUCAUAAACCCACUAAUAUGUAAAAAUGUUUGUUUUAUAUAAAGUUUUUACUAUUCUAAAGGGUGCAAAUGGUUUUAAACCAGAUUUUUUUUAUUUUCUUUUGCCAAUAGGCGUGCAAUAUUGUCUUGGGAGAGAGGGAUAUUUGAAACCAUUAAGGUUGCCUGUGAUUUGACUAUAGUUAGAUAUAAAGUAAUAUGCAGCUUCGUAUUGUAUCGGCAGUCUAGUCUAAAUCUUGUUACUUUUAAGCUGUAUAAUGUCUAUCGUCCAGUUUUUAAUUCGAGUCUGUAAAUUGAAGCCUAAAAGCUAAUUAAGUCUCUACUUUAAAAAUGUUAUAAUUAACAUAAACAUAUUGAAUUAUAAUUAAUAUAAAAGCUGUGUACAUAAUUACACAGGUGUCUAUUCAAUAUGGAAAGUUUUAGAUGGAUGGAUAUCACGUCAUAUGCUAGGCGCGCGAAGGUCUACUUAAUGUUGUCAAUAAUAUGGUGUAACUUGCUUUUGCACACCACACGCGUAUUUUUUCUUCUUUUCAGAGCGAAUAUUUUUUCUACAAUGGGUUCCAUUGCCCCCGAUUGCGCUAAAAAAAUUCAAUUGUAACGCGAUUGGACGUCGAACGAAAAUCAACUUUUUGACAAAUCCGUAUUGCGGUAUCGUUUUGACAGCUAGUUUAAACGAAGCUGAAACGUUAACAGAGCGCAACUGCGCUUACGUUAAAGCUGACAGAAAGCUACUUAUUCUCAAACGCAAUUCAAACGCUUCACUAACAUUUGCUAUGUAUAAAAAAUAAGGUGUUAGGACUUUAAAUGAAAAGAUAUCGAAUUGUAGAUUAGCUGGCAUGAUAUUGGAGCGCAGGUCGCGCGUGACUGGAGUUGAAACGCGAAUGAAUUGGAGUCAUUACAUAUUAGCGCAAUCGGGGACCUGUGCCCCGAUUACGCUAAUUUUUAACGUCUCCAAUACAGACGCGGUUCUUCGAUUUCUUGGAUUCUGCGAUACGGAUUUGUCAAAACAGCUGACGUCCGGGCACGUUGAAGAUGAAAAUUUUUAGCGUAAUCGGGGCCCAGGUUUAAUAUCCAAUAGCGUUCGACUAUUAGGUAUCAUUUGAUUGACUCGAAUAAAAGACUGGACUAUAAAAACAGGGUGACCUUGUCACUGAAUUAAUAUGGGAUUUUCUAUCAAGAAACGGGACGGAUAUUGUCUGUUUGCAAUCCUGUUUUUACCCGCAGAAGUAUUUGGAUUUUUUUUUGCAUUUUUUUUAAAUGCCUUUAGUCACACUCACAAAGCGCGUUUUCCAGUGAAAGUCACUGUUGUGCCUCAAAAUAUAAUAUUACAAUUCUUUUAAAUAAAUGAUAAAUUAAUCAGUUUGAAAGACUACGUAUCUAGUGUACAUGUUGUAAAGAUGGUGCGGGACGAAGCCGAAUUUUCGAACGCAUUUUGUAUGGAGUUGGGACUCUGAAGUUCGACCAAACCAACGCGAUCAGCCCGCGUGCGCGAUGUCGAUUCUACUGAUUUUUACUAUCGCCAAUAUCGCCAUCAUCAUCGCGCACGCGUUGGUAUGGUGCUAUGCUUUUUUUUUAUGUGACAGGAGGCAAACGAGGAGACGGAUCACCUAUGACCUUAAAUCGCUCGUAUCUCGAAAACGGUACGUCCUAGCGCAAAAAUAACGUCAAAUUUGCCCCCUCCCCGUAGACCCCACCCCUAUAAAUCAGAUGAGAGAAAAAAAAAGCAUUUUUGGCUUUUUCGAAAAUUUUAAUAUUUUCUAAACCUAACUCCAUAAUAAUCAUCGUCAAAACUUUUCUUAGUCUCAAUUUUAUACAAUAUGCGUUCGAAAAUUCAGCUGUAUGUUGGAAACUUUUUUUAUAUAUUUUUAUUAUUUCUUUUUUUAUUUGACCGCAGUUUUUCGCCGUUUUCGUGAAAAUUAAGCGUCAUUUUUAGUGCACCACCUCUAUGUACUUAAAUCUGUAAGAAUUUAACAUCGAUUUUGAUUAAUCCUACUUAAGGGAAGUGCAAUAUUGUGAAAAUUAUGAUGAAUAUUUAAAUUCAGAUUUCAAAUUGUGUUAUUUAUUUACAAGAACUGUAAUAAUCGAGGGCUCAAUGUUCAAUUUGAGUGAUUUUUCUUGUAUUUUUCGUUGUGUUCACAUUAAUAUUAUUCCUCCACUUGUCAUUGAUAUAACACAUGUAGUUGUUAAUGUUUAGCUGUUAUUCUCAGUGCCUGAUAUUGUUUUGUUUUGGCAGUGUACGUGUAAGGGAAAUUUUCACAUUGGUGGCUUUUUUCAUACAAAUAAAAUAUAUAAAGUUAUUUGUAAAGAGGCAACUUGUUUUGUCAUGAUUCUGCCAAUGUGUAGGUUCCCUUGCGUUUAUGAGGUUAGAUGUUGGGGAUAAGUUUUAUUAAUCUGUAAUUUUGAUUCAUAUAAAUUAAUUUUAAAGUGCAAGUAGCUUACUAACAGUUUUUUUCAUUCCAUCUAACAGUUCUAAUUUGUAUAAUGAAAUUCCACUAUUCUCCAUCUUCAAUUAGCUUAACUCUAGAUUAAAACAACUACAGUUUGUUGUUCUUUUUUCAGUUUAAACAAUGAUUAAGGUUGUGUGUAAACCUCAAAAAAUUACAGAUUAACAAAACAAUUUAUUAUGCGUUGUCGAAAUAAAACGAGUGAAUAUUCAAAUGUUGUUUAUUAUCACAUACAUACAUAACACUCCAUCGUCAUUUACCCGUCCGAUCUCACUACCCAAAGUGCCUGUUUAGAAAUCAACAUGCUAAAAAGUUAGUAUUUGAUGAAACAGUUACAUUUUGAAUUCUAAAUCAAACACGUUGAGUUCAAAAUACAUAUUACAAAUGGGUUUAGUUAGAAAAACUUGCAAGCAAAAUUGCUUUCUCAUAACAAUAUUUAUUGUUUUUAGAUGCCUGACAACAUAGCUAGGUAAAUCACCUAGUAUUUCAUAAAUAUUACAAAAUAUUCGUGUCAGUGGUUUUAAAAUCAUCUUAGUUUCAUCAAUAAACAUUGAACGCUGACUUUCAGUCUAUGACUUGAUAUACCUUUUACCAAGAGUUAUCUUUAGGUAACUCGUAAAUUUCAUUAUUACUAAAGUCCGGUCGCCGAGCAGAUAAAAUUUCGUCCAAUGACCCCAAGCUACCCAUCCUUUUCGCUCGCGCGUAAUUAUAUUGCUGUCGCGACUGUGCGACGUGCGCGGCGGCUGCAAAUAAGGAUGGGUAGGGUCAUUGGACGAAAUUCUAUGUGCUCGCCGACCGAACUUUAAACUCCCAAAUCUUUCUUUGAUUAUUAAAUAAUGUGCCCGU